AAAGCUAAAAUCUAUAUACAAAAAAUAUGAGCAAUUAUUUCAUUCAGACUUUUUUCGAUGUUUAAUUUUUUGAAAUAUAAUUACCGUUAAUACAAAAAAAAACGAAUAAUGCAAAGACAUUGCCGCCAUUGCAGUACAGGGGAUAACCCUAGCCGUAGAUUUAUACGCCAUAGCUAUUCAACAGCUUCGAUACCGCAAUUCCAGUACCAGCAACAACAGCAACAGCUGCAGCAAACACAAUCGGCACCACAACCUCAGUACUAUGCACAACGACAGGUUGUGCCAAAUUACCCACAACAAUAUCAACCCAAAUAUGCUUCAGCUGUCCAAUACCAACCAGCAGCUCCACAACAUAGUUCUCAGCUUUCUCUUCAGCAAAGCUCCCAACUUGCUCCUCACCAGGGCCUGCAACAGCAAGCUUACGCACAAUCAUUACAACAGUUGCAACUGCAGCAGCAACAAUUAUUACAACAACAGCAUGAGCAGCAAGUGCAAGAACAAUUACGUGGCGCUGCAAAAUAUGCGCCCCAGCCAAGUCAAGCACAAACUCCCUACUAUCCUUAUCAACAGCAAGCUACACAACAUGAUUUGUAUGCUCAACAAUACCAACAACAACAAAAAGAUCUGUUACGUCAAUUAUAUGAGCAAUCCCCUAGGCUAGCAAGUGCUGUGCAAAGCCAACAACCACAACCACAAUCACAAGGUCAAUCCAAAUAUCUUACAACGGAGGAAUAUGCUAACUACUUACAGACACAGCAAGAACAUGUGUUCAACGAUCAGCGCAGCCAACUGCAGGAACAGUAUACAACAACCUCAGCGCCAACAACAUUAAGUUCAUAUACGACAACGCCUCAGUCUUAUACGACAACUGGUAGAACGGGCAGUAAACGUGAUGGUCUGCAGUACUCACCCUCCGAUCAGGUUUCACACGUUAAGUUCUCCAGCGGCAACUUGUCUUAUAACUUCAGACGUUAGAUACUUGCAUGAGUGGUAACAUUAUCACUAGGUAUAUCCUAGCCUAUCACUAAACAAUGUAAUGUGAGUGGAGUUCGAAUUGUCUGAAGUGUCUUUAACUAUGUUAUUCUGUUAACAUUAUUCGUUUUUUACAAUUUCGGCAAAAUCAAAAUUCCUUAUUUAUUUCUGAAACAUAUGUUUAAAUUUAUAAGUUAGGCAAUAAAAA
Teleopsis dalmanni is the source of this 1180-nucleotide messenger RNA. Its product is annotated as putative cyclin-dependent serine/threonine-protein kinase DDB_G0272797/DDB_G0274007. The record is from RefSeq and is a predicted model, not a curated record. The transcript is spliced from 2 exons. The coding region runs from base 109 to 975 and encodes 288 amino acids. Lineage: Eukaryota; Metazoa; Arthropoda; Insecta; Diptera; Diopsidae.